AUGUGGGGUUUUCCAUUUUGCCUAAAAUAUCCUUCUGGAUGCCCUUUUUCUCAAUCUGACACCAACCUUAGCGAGAUUCUAACAAAUAUCCAAAUCACAGCCUUAGCUUUAAGAAAUCCCAAAUUUUCUGAUAUUUUAUCUCAAGAAUUUAAAGAUCUGUUAUAUAAAAACAAUCCAGAAUUUUCAAAGGAUUGUUUUGCGUUUGGGACGUAUUCAGCUCAGAAUAGCUUAACGUUUGAAAUGCAUGCUCAUGCGUAUGUAAGUUCUCCUCCGGCUGAAUUAUUAACUUUCAUGUGAGAUACAUUGUAUAUCGCUGAUUUUUAUGAUAGAAGUGUAGCUGAAAUUGAUGAUUACUCAAAAAGUGUGAUUAAUAAUCAAAUGAGUAUUAUUGCUAAUUCGCUGACAAAUAAAAUGGUAUUCGGUUCGAGAGAAAUUAGCUUCGCUAAUUUUCUCUCCCUCAUGGAAUUUUAUUUAUAGGGUUAGGUUUUCACUCGAGAACUUCUGGACAGCAAUAGCGGUUUAACUCUGGGGGGAUAACCAGAGGAACUGCUCCUCAGUCCUCUCAAGAUUUCGGGCUUUUACCUCUCAGCACAUCCCCACGGGAGGAUGACCCUUAGGCGGAACACGCGCAGGAGCUGAGUCGAGCGACAAGGGCGACGGCAUCGCGCCGGGUGAGACGUGCAGCAAGGCUGGUGAAGCAGGAGUUGAUAGAAAGCUUGGCCAGGGCUGACCUGUUCCAAGAUGGCUCGCCUACGUCACUAGUUUUGCCAUAGGCCCUUUUGGGCUGCGGCACUAGACACCUUAAAUACCAGAUAAUUAAGUAAGUAAGUAUUAUUGCUAAUUCGCUGACUGGAUUUAUUUUAUGUACAUUUGUAGCUUAUAUUGGAUUUUAUUUGCCUUUUUUCAAAUAUGAAAAAAAAUAUUUGCAAAAAAUAAAUUCGAUUCUUAAAAUCAUACCUAAUAAAUAA
This is a messenger RNA of Blepharisma stoltei, 968 nucleotides long. The record is from the annotation of a GenBank genome assembly. Lineage: Eukaryota; Ciliophora; Heterotrichea; Heterotrichida; Blepharismidae.